GGCAGAUCACCAUGUCCCUCACCGAGCUCAGCUUCGUGCGGUGGCUCCGGGAGCGCAGACAGUCCCGCAAACUCAUCCUGCUGGUCGUCAUCAUCGCCCUCCUGCUGGACAACAUGCUGCUCACCGUGGUGGUCCCGAUCAUACCCAGCUACUUAUACACCAUGACAGAAGAAUCAAAUCUUCUCCAAGAACUUCAGAACCGGUCCAUGGAUUCCAGCAGCUUCACAACAAUCUUCUCCUACUAUGACAACCGCACUAUGAUCACAGCAAAUGUCACCGAGUACUCACCGCAUGAAAGUUCAAUCAUGGUACCAACACAGCCUCCGGCGCCCUCCAGAACUCCACCUUCCAAUGACUGCCCCAAGGACGACUCUGCCUUACUAAAUGAAAAUGUCAAAGUUGGAUUAUUAUUUGCAUCGAAAGCAACUGUGCAACUGCUUACCAAUCCCUUCAUAGGACCCCUGACCAACAGGAUCGGUUACAGGAUCCCGAUGUUUGCUGGAUUCUGCAUCAUGUUCCUUUCCACAAUCAUGUUUGCCUUCUCUGGGACCUACACGUUGCUUUUCAUAGCAAGAUCCAUGCAAGGAAUCGGCUCAUCGUGUUCUUCUGUCGCAAGUAUGGGCUUGCUGGCCAGUGUGUACACAGAUGACCAGGAGAGAGGAAACGCUAUGGCGUUUGCGCUGGGAGGACUGGCGAUGGGAGUACUAGUGGGACCACCGUUUGGAAGUAUCUUAUAUGAGUUUGUGGGGAAGACGGCUCCAUUUGUGGUUCUAGCAGUUCUCAUCUUGUUUGAUGGUGCGCUCCAGCUCUUUAUCCUCCAGCCUUCUAGAGUGCAGCCGGAGAGUCAGACCGGGACCUCUAUCUUCACCCUCCUGAAGGACCCCUAUAUCAUGAUUGCUGCAGGGUCCAUCUGCUUCGCCAAUAUGGCCAUUGCUAUGCUGGAGCCAGCGCUACCCAUCUGGAUGAUGGAGACUAUGUGCUCCCCAAAAUGGCAGCUGGGUGUGGCUUUCCUCCCGGCCAGCAUCUCUUAUCUCAUCGGAACUAAUAUCUUCGGGCCCCUGGCUCUCAGGAUUGGAAGGUAG
This is a messenger RNA of Pseudophryne corroboree (corroboree frog), 1082 nucleotides long. RefSeq names its product synaptic vesicular amine transporter-like. Gene Ontology annotation, biological process: transmembrane transport; aminergic neurotransmitter loading into synaptic vesicle. The record is from RefSeq and is a predicted model, not a curated record. Lineage: Eukaryota; Metazoa; Chordata; Amphibia; Anura; Myobatrachidae. Gene Ontology annotation, cellular component: terminal bouton; synaptic vesicle membrane. The transcript is spliced from 10 exons. Bases 12 to 1082 code for a protein of 356 amino acids. Gene Ontology annotation, molecular function: serotonin:sodium:chloride symporter activity.